UCGUGUUCAGUUACCUAAAAGACCUCAAACAACAAAAAGUAAUGGCUCGUACCAAGCAGACUGCUCGUAAAUCAACUGGAGGAAAGGCUCCUCGCAAGCAGUUGGCGACGAAGGCUGCCCGCAAAAGCGCUCCGGCUACUGGUGGAGUGAAGAAGCCUCAUCGUUAUCGUCCGGGAACAGUCGCUCUUCGUGAAAUCCGUCGUUACCAGAAGUCGACUGAGCUGUUGAUCCGCAAGCUCCCAUUCCAGCGCCUGGUUCGUGAAAUCGCUCAAGAUUUCAAGACCGACCUGCGUUUCCAGAGUUCAGCUGUUAUGGCCUUGCAGGAAGCCAGUGAAGCUUAUCUGGUUGGUCUGUUCGAAGACACCAAUUUGUGCGCUAUCCACGCCAAGCGUGUCACCAUCAUGCCAAAAGACAUUCAGCUGGCUCGUCGUAUCCGUGGCGAACGUGCUUAAGACUAUCAGCUUUCAUUAAAUCUCAUUAUCAAUAAUACCAAAGGCCCUUUUCAGGGCCACCAAAUCCAUUGCUUAAGAGUUAGAAUUUGUAUUUUUCAUGAUACUUUAGUUUGGGGCAUAGAAAAUACCGCUGAAUGCUAACAGAAAACUGACGCCCAUCUCGAACAAAGAUUUUUUUCAAAAUGGCUGACAUUGUUAUAGUAUUUCGUUGCUUGUUAGGGGUAUUCGUUCAAAUAUUUUUACAGGCAUUAAAUAUUUAUUUAUUCGAAAAUACAGUCUGCUCUCUAUGAUUUGGAGUCAUUAUAAAAUUUGAAAAUCAUUCAGCAUUAUGAAAGUGUGUGCUCCUAAGCGUCAUUUCCGUUGAAUCUAGGAAUGGGCGAUGUCGAUGCGAUUUUUCGUCGAAAAUUCCCAUUAAAAAAUGCGAUUUUUUCACAAUCGAUUUUUUUAUCUCGAAAAAUCAAUUUUUUUACUUCGAUUUUUCCUUGCUCAAUGUUUGUCGACAUUGAUUUUUCGAAUUAGAAGGUAUGUAACAAAAUGGAUUUUAUUUUUCAAAGCGCUUUUAUAAGAAAUAUGGCAUCGAAUGUGGCAAUGAAAGGAACGACUUCGAUAUAAUUUCCAUAUGCUCAGGUAGGGAAACUACGCGUUGACGCUGAUUAUUUACUUUUACUUUUUUUAGUAUUGCCAUUUGCAUAACUCUUACAGAAAAACUACCUGUACAAGCUCGCACAGAA
Molecule: messenger RNA, 1183 nt
Organism: Topomyia yanbarensis
Lineage: Eukaryota; Metazoa; Arthropoda; Insecta; Diptera; Culicidae
Product: histone H3
Exons: 1
Coding region: 42-452 (136 amino acids)
Cellular component (GO): nucleosome
Molecular function (GO): DNA binding; structural constituent of chromatin; protein heterodimerization activity
Source: RefSeq, a predicted model, not a curated record